Messenger RNA from Megalopta genalis, 1877 nucleotides. RefSeq names its product ADP-ribosylarginine hydrolase CG3568. The record is from RefSeq and is a predicted model, not a curated record. NCBI's taxonomy places the organism in Eukaryota, Metazoa, Arthropoda, Insecta, Hymenoptera, Halictidae.
CCACGUUCGGUUCCGCGGAAGUUUCGUUCUGCGAGUCGUCUCGUGCGGACGGUUCCCAGCAAGCCGCGCAAAUCCGCCGCGGAAACCACGAGGAAUUUACUUUUUCCGUUUGGGUGACGGGUGAAUGCGACUUCGGCACAGACGGAACACAAUCUCCCGCGAGGACUUCCGCCCGCUAAAACUGAGAUUGCAGAGGACCGGGUGACAUGUCGGUGUUCGCCUGUUGCAUACGUCGGGCAUCUUCUACUGAAAGAACGCUGCUGCAGAAUCAUCGACAAAUGGAUGAUGCAAGGCAACUGGCGCUGCUGAAGGAGGCGCCGGAAAUCUCAUGGGAGAACACAUUAGGCGCGCCAAACGGCGUCCCAUUCGACGAGGACACCAAGGAACUGCUCAGGAAUUGCCUGGACGUCACCGCGCCAUCGCCCACGACCCUGGCACAAAUCAUCAAGCGAAGCGAGGUGUUCCCUAUAAAUUUCCCGAUUAAAACGACCAGGUGCUCCGCUCUCAGAGACAGAGGAAUCAGCACCGACAUCCUUGAGAUGAAUGCGAACUCAGUUUAUCCGGUGAUACACGAGGCGAUGCUGCCGUUACUGGCGCGAUGGUUGAAGCACAAACAAUCGAACGGGAGUGCCAUCGAGAGAUCGAUGUACAAAGAUAUGGGAUUGAUACAGUUUAUUCACCGUUUACUGGAGAAGCGAGCUGUGCAUUUUUAUGGGCCCGACGAUCGAUGGAAGCUAAUCGAUGGUAAAACGGGUGUCAACGGAUGGGAGAGCGUUGGUACUGAUCACGAGAAGGAGCCUUUGGUCCUGACGAAAUGCUUGUCUUACGACGAGAUCAAGUUGUCAGCGAUGCUGACGUUGUCCUCUCACAGCGAGUUCAUAAACGACGGCUCGCGAGAGAACAGAGGCGUCGUGAGUACCGAUCCAGACUCCAUUCAGCCGCGAGGAGUCGUUAUAGGUGUCGUGGGAACAAGAUUCGAACGACCACGCCUCAUGGAGUACCAAGACAUCCUAAUCACAUCUCAACAGAACACCGUAGACAAUGGAUACGGACCUCCCAGCUCGCACAGCUCGAACGAACAACGAGGACUGCGACUGAUGUGGGCGAAGUUUUACGGAGACGAGUACAUUCCGGUUUACGACGAAGCCGUGAAGCGUGCGAAAUCGAAGGACAAUAGGAGAUACUUGACCUUGUCGAAUCAGAGUAUCUUCGACAUCGAGAACUACAUGAAGAGGAUCCUCGUCAGCGUGGAGAUCAUUCUUCUCGAGGCGAACACGCGAGCCGAGAAACAAAACACGACUGCCUUCCUGCACGUUGUAGGCUUCGGUCUCGGCGUCUGGGGUAUAAUCCAGGAUCAAGAGAUAUACUUCCUGAAGACUUUCGAGAUCGCCAUUAAAAAGAUGAAGAAGAAGCUGAAACACGUCUCGGACAUAAUGUUCGCAUAUUUCUCGCAGCAAAAGUGCGGCGACGUGGGGAACGGCGACUAUCUCGGAGACAUAAAGAUCCAUUUCGCUAUCAGGGAGCCUCACAGCCGACUACUCAGAUCUACGGACGCAAACAAGCUUCUCGUAGUGACGUAUGCGUGGGACGGGAACGCGCUGCCAGGAAAUGAAUUUUGGAGCGGAUUCCUUUCGUCGAGCGGAGACCCUGCAGCAGCGUGCAGCAGUCAAGUAGCCGAGCUGCACACGUCCAGAAUUAAUCCGAAAACUUGCGGUGCCAGCUUGCACGUGGCCUCAGCUGAACACGGUAUUUUACACAUAUCGGAUUACGCGAAGCUACAUCUUACUUAGGAGCGGGCCUGCCCGUUGGGCACCACCGGUCAGCGAAGACCAUCCCGGUCUCCUCGGAAUCAGAGAAGUCGCAGCGCGGACGUGGAC